Molecule: messenger RNA, 1615 nt
Organism: Thrips palmi
Lineage: Eukaryota; Metazoa; Arthropoda; Insecta; Thysanoptera; Thripidae
Product: RNA/RNP complex-1-interacting phosphatase
Exons: 9
Coding region: 302-1417 (371 amino acids)
Biological process (GO): protein dephosphorylation
Molecular function (GO): polynucleotide 5'-phosphatase activity; protein tyrosine/serine/threonine phosphatase activity
Source: RefSeq, a predicted model, not a curated record
UUUUCAGCUUUAAAAAGUUAUUAAUUUAAAUCCUCUAUGGAUUAAUUGCAAAACAGUUGAAGAUAAACUUUAAUCCCACAAUCAGUUUUUACCGUAAAAAAAUUCAUACGUCAUAGUCCACUUUUCUAGAAUUUGAAUAAGAUUGUGUAUGUGAUUAAUUUUUCUCCCACCACAUGUUUAGUGUCUGUCCACCUCCACCUCCACCUUUCGAUUCAACGUGAUCUAAAUUUUUGCUGUAUUUUGUGUAUUUUCACUCUGAGCUUGUAUCAAAAGAGAAAGUUCUUCACUCUGAAACGAAAAGAUGGGAAAAGGACCCUCACCAAUACCGGACAGAUGGCUGCCAUACAAAAGUGUGGGCGGGGUUAUACCAGGGACUAGAUUUUUUGCCUUCAAGGUGCCACUGAGAGAGGAGAUAUUCCGCCGGACCGGCGUGCCCCAGCAGCAAUGGCACACCAUCGACUCGUUGCUGGAGGAGAUGUCCAAGCUGGGGCUCGUCGUGGACAUCACGAACACGAACCGCUACUACGACCCGCAGGCCUUCCGCGCCAAGGGGGUGGCCCACGAGAAGAUCAUGUGCCCCGGCCACCAGAUCCCGCCGCCCUACGUGGUUAAAAGGUUUUUCAAAGUCGUGGACGAGUACCUCGACCAGAACCCCGAGGGGGAUGGUCUGAUUGGCGUCCACUGCACUCACGGACUCAACCGGACGGGCUAUCUAGUUUGCAAGUACAUGAUCGAUAGGCUAAAGUGGUCGCCCGAAAAUGCGAUAGAAGGUUUCAACCAGGCGAGGGGCCACAACAUAGAGCGCACCAACUACCUCUCCGACCUGCACAGAUCCAGAGGAGCGGCGCCACCGCAGAACGGCGUCGGCAUCCAGCGGAAGAAUCACAACCGGCCGGAGCGGAUACAGGAACAACCUGGGUCCUGGAGGGCGCGGGGACACCUUGGGCACCCUGGGCGGGGCGCGCCAAGGGGACACCACGGAGGUCACUUCGGAGGAGAGAGGAGGCACGGAGAAGGGCGCUACAACGGGUUCGGCGAGGGACACCCUGGAGGCCGCCCUGGAGGACACCACCCAGGAGGCUUCCACCCUGGAGCACACCGUGGUCGUGGUGGCCCUCGCGGUGGCCCGCACUUCGGCGGAAACCCUGCUGGCGGACACCCUGCCGGCGGACACCCCCAUGGACACGGCGGCCGAGGCGGCCUAAGGUUCCCAGGCGGCGCGUCCAGCGGUCCCUACUACCACCGGCCGCGGCCGCAGAACGCGCCGAACCCCAGGGAGGAGGCGGCCCCGGCCGGCCAGCAUGGCCAGCAGCAAGCCGCGUCGGCAGCGCCGGGACCCGUCCGGUCGAGAGGCAGAGGCAAGCCGAAGCACCGGGCGCACGGCCCGCGCAACUCCAACAAGCCCACGGCCGUCUAGCCCCGGGUAACUUAGGCACUUAACAAAUUGGAACGCGUGCGACGCAGUCUGACUGCUUCCGCACUCCGUUCUCGUGUUGAUGGUUGUAUCAAUCGGGUUGAUACUGCGGUGUUUGAGUGAUUUCAGAUGUCAGUUGUUAAACGAAUUGACGUCACAUGGACCUUUUUAUACAAUUUUGUUUUUUUUAGCGCUGACUGU